Messenger RNA from Amphiprion ocellaris (clown anemonefish), 12837 nucleotides. RefSeq names its product potassium voltage-gated channel, KQT-like subfamily, member 3 (gene kcnq3). Bases 1 to 2532 code for a protein of 843 amino acids. The transcript has 15 exons. The record is from RefSeq and is a predicted model, not a curated record. Lineage: Eukaryota; Metazoa; Chordata; Actinopteri; Pomacentridae. Gene Ontology annotation, biological process: transmembrane transport; potassium ion transport. Gene Ontology annotation, molecular function: voltage-gated potassium channel activity. Gene Ontology annotation, cellular component: membrane.
AUGGGGCUCCGGUCCAGGACCGUCGCUAGCGGCUCGGAGGAGCAGAAGAAGCCCUCCUCCGGCGCUCCUCCCGGGGACCUGCUGGACCAAGGCACCGGGGGAGCGGACAAGGAUGGCGCCCUGCUGCUGGUGGCCUCGGGCCGGGACGACUACAAGCGGGGCUCUCAGGGCAUCGGCAUCGGGCUGCUGGCCAAGACCCCCCUGAGCUACACCCGGCCGGCCAAGAGGAAUAACAUCCGCAAGAGGAGGAUCCAGAACCUGAUCUACGACGCGCUGGAGAGGCCGAGAGGAUGGGCGCUGCUCUACCACGCGUUCGUGUUUUUAAUCGUUCUGGGAUGUCUGAUUCUGGCCAUUCUGACCACGUUCAAGGAGCAUGAGAAGACAUCGGCACACUGGCUGGUUAUUCUGGAAACUUUUGCCAUCUUCAUCUUCGGGGCAGAGUUCGCUCUGAGGAUCUGGGCGGCGGGUUGCUGCUGCCGAUACAAAGGAUGGAGGGGGAGGCUGAAGUUCGCUCGCAAACCUCUGUGUAUGUUAGACAUCUUUGUGCUGAUCGCCUCAGUGCCGGUGGUGGCGGUGCGUAACCAAGGCAACGUGUUGGCCACGUCACUGCGCAGCCUCCGAUUCCUGCAGAUCCUGCGGAUGCUGCGAAUGGACCGAAGAGGAGGAACCUGGAAGCUGCUGGGUUCUGCCAUCUACGCUCACAGUAAGGAACUGAUCACAGCCUGGUACAUCGGCUUCCUGUCUCUGAUCCUGGCGUCCUUCCUCGUCUACCUGGUGGAGAAAGACGACGUCUCCAUGAACGUUUCCGACCACGAAAACCCGACAGCUCAGCCCAAACCGCAGGACUUCGACACCUACGCCGACGCUCUGUGGUGGGGGCUGAUCACGUUGACCACCAUCGGUUACGGCGAUAAAACCCCAAAGACCUGGGCUGGGAGACUGCUAGCCGGAACCUUCGCUCUCAUCGGAGUUUCCUUCUUCGCUUUGCCUGCAGGGAUUCUGGGAUCUGGUCUGGCUCUGAAGGUCCAGGAGCAGCACAGGCAGAAGCACUUUGAGAAGCGAAGACACCCGGCGGCUGGACUCAUCCAGUCUGCCUGGAGAUAUUAUUCCACCAAUCCUAUCAGGGAAGACCUCAUUGCCACGUGGAGAUUUUAUGAAACCGUCAUCUCGCUUCCCUGCUUCAGGAAGGAGACGUUGGAGGUCAUGGCCAGCCAGAAACUGAGUUUGCUGGAGCGAGUUCGCCUUCCCACCGCCAGACCGUCGGUUGGGUCGGGAAAGAAGCUCAGUGGUAACGCCGAGUCCAUCGAGGACAGUCCGUCCAAGGAGCCCAAACCGGCCGGCUUCAGUAACCGGGAACGUUUUCGCACCGCCUUCCGCAUGAAGGCCUACACGCUCCGCCAGAGCUCCGAAGAUGCCGGAGCUCUGGCAGAUCCAGCCUUAGAGGAGCGGGGUUUUCCCCCAGACAUCCUCCUGGAGGAGAUGAUCCCAACGCUGAAACUGGUCAUCAGGGCAGUCAGGAUCAUGCAAUUCCUCUUGAACAAGAAGCGGUUUAAGGAAACUCUGAGGCCUUACGAUGUCAAAGAUGUGAUCGAGCAGUAUUCUGCCGGACACCUGGACAUGCUCUGUAGAAUCAAAUACCUCCAGACAAGGAUCGACAUGAUUCUUGCACCUGGACCACCCCUCACCCCAAAACACAAGAAAACUCAGAAAACGCCCUUUGCCUACCCGUCUAAUCAGUCGCCCAGGCAUGAGUCCUACCUAGCCAAAGCCGCCUCCAUGCCAGAUGCCGAAGACCAAAGCAUGAUGGGUAGAUUUGUCAGGGUGGAGAGACAGGUGGAGGACAUGGAGAAGAAGUUGGACUUCCUGGUGGACAUGCACAUCCAGCACACUGAGCACCUGCAGGUGGACUCUGCCGGUGGCGCCCAGAUGACCCUGGAGACCUGCGAUCCUACGGGGAACGGUGGGAUCCGACGGGUUUUCUUCAACUACGCCGAGGCGUUCCCGCACAUGUCGUUCCAGGUGCCUGUCAGUAAGGUGAACCCAUUUUACGGCCGGGGACAGGGAGGCAGGGAGGGUCCUGGGCUGGUCGGAGGAGGCCCGGUACCUCCAGAUCACCACCCGCCGCCGUCGCACCUCCACCAAGCUCCAGGCGCCAUCCCCACCUACACCGAGCGUCCCACGGUGCUGCCCAUCAGCUCACUGCAGGACCUGUCGGUGGGGCUGGGCAGGACCACAGGGGGGCGGGGGGCCGACUCGCCGCUCUCCAUGCUGUCGGUGAACCACGAGGAGCUGGAGCGCUCGCCAAGCGGCUUCAGCAUCUCCGGGGAGCGGGAGGGCGAGGAAGGGGUUGGCCUGUCGAUGGGGGCCGGGGUGGCUACCGGGGACGCCAGCUGGACGAGACCCCGGCCGAGCUACCUGGCAGAGGGUGAGACGGACACGGACACGGACCCCUUCACGCCCAGCGGGGGCCCGCUGCCGCUCUCCUCCACCGGGGAGGGAUUCGGGGACGCCGUCUGGAACACGCCGCCCUGAGAGGAAGCGUGUUCAUCUGUUAAAUCCACGACUCAGACCUUAAAUCCAACCCAUGCCUCUAAGCCCAAAUCACUGGGUCAAAGCCAAACCUCCGAACCGAACCUUUAGGGGGAAGGGCGGCUCUUAUCCGCCUCGAUGCUGCAAGGUCACGAGGGAGUUCACCGACCUUCGGAGGCCGCAAGUCUCAUCAACCGACGGCGGUCCAGACAGAGCCAUGGCACUGAGACUGCCCAGAAAAAAGGGAAAGCAGACCGUUUGUAAAGUAAAAUUCUGUACAGCGCACUCUUCGCAGAAACUUAGCUGACGUAAAAAAGAACAUGAAUAUACAUACUAUAUACACCCAAAGCUUUAUUGCUGCAAAGCCAACCGCACUGCAUGUGACGCAUGCGAUUUUUAGUGUAGACACUGCAAAGUUCAGGAUAUCAGGAAACGGAAAAAGAGAUUGAAUGGAUACAUAUACUUGCUAUGCCAUUUUGUAACACUUAUUUUUUUAUAUGAAUACAUUUCCAUUGUUUCUUGCAUGGUUUGCAUGAUGAUGCACCAUUCUAGGGGUGACGUUAGAGGCUGACACUGGAACCAAAAGUCUCCUGUCUCUUUGUGUUGUUUGCCGAGUGUGUGUUUGUGUGAAUGCGACAGAGAAGGAGAGGUUUGGGGAACGAAACACUGGUUAGUCGCUGGCGGUCGUGUUUCACCGUAUUCCUCGAAGGAGGACCAGCUCUCGUUGUUUCGUUUUCACACCACUGUGCUCUUUUACAUCACCACUUUAUGCAUUCAGACUCUCCACUUGAAAAAGAAAAACGGUGAUAAUUCGAAACACUAAAUCUCUGCUGCUUUGUUGGCACAUGAAUUCAGGGAUAUAGACCGAGUCUGCUGAGCAUCGCUUGAAAAGAACUCACAGUUUACAGAAAUUCACAGAAAAUAGUGGCUGAAGUUAAGAACUAAUAAGAUAUCAACGUUAAAUUAAACAGGAUGUGUUUGUCCCAGUACCUACACUUGCAAGAAAACAGUUUGUUUAACAUGUAUUUUAUGCACAUUUCUUCUUUAAAUAAACCAGUAAAUCUACGGCAGUUUUUGCAUAAACACCACAGAUGGUUGUUAAAUUGUAAAUCCAUUCUUCUUGAUGGGAUUUCUCUUGAAUAAUAUUGCAUAAAUCCCAGUUUAAAAGGAUAAUAAGUACAGUGUGCACAAUUAUAUCCAACUUGAAUUCUGAAUAUACAGUUAACUGACCUGCAUACUUCAUUUUAUUGUCUUUAUUAGCUGUAAUAAUCUUCUCAGUCCCUUCCGAUUGGUUGAUAUUUGUAACCAUAAACUUGUUUUUUGUUUGCAAGCGUGACAGAAUUCUUCAUUAAUUAUUACAAAUACCAGAAAUCCAUCACAUAUUUAAUCGCAAGUAUUGGUACUGGGAGAGUUUUUAGCCUAUAUUUUAGAUUUUCCUUUCAUUUUACUGUCAUUUUAUGUUUUAUUCUACACAUUUUAUCGUGCUAAUCCUUGCUGAAUCAGUAGAAGACAACUGGGGUUCUUUCAUAGACAUUCCACCGCUGACCCAAGAGGUUUUCUCAGUUAUAACCCCCGAAUCACACAACUCGAGGUGUUUGUGGUGAUAAAACUGCCCGGGGAGGGACCUCAGGACUGCAUUAUAAAUACCUGAUAAUAGUGUUGCAGAAGAACCUUAAAAGAAGCCUGGUUGUCUCCCACUGAAGCUCUCAGGAUCAACUGGAUGACUGAGAAUCUACACAGACAUAUGUUCUGUAGCAACUCAGUGGAACCAUAAAACCAUAAAAAAAAUCAGUAUUUAGGUGUAGUUUAAAUUUGAACGAAAAGUUCUUUAAUAUAAAGUCAAAUAGAAAAUACAAGCAUUAACGUGAUUUCUACUCUCCAACAGAGAUAACCAGCUCUACAGCGCUUCAUUUUUUAUUUCCUAAUAAUCAAUUCUGCUUCUUUCCGCUCCAUAAAAAGAGAAAUUCAGUCAUUGAUUUCCCUAAAAAAUGAAAAGGAACUGUGCAAUUAAAAUGAUUAUGUUUCGACAAACCUGUCCAGUUAUUUGGCAGUAAACUGAUUUAAGAAUGAGGGUAAUUAAAAUGCUAAUUAAGUAGAGAAAUUAAGGGAAUUUAGCCACAAAUUACUCGUCUCAGUCAGUUAGCUCAUCAAAAAUCUGCUGUAAGCCUUCAGUUCUAAACACAAUCCAGCCUUAAAUUUACAAAAAACCUUUACAGCUGUCCAACAACACAUCUUUAUACCAAUUAAUAUUUUAAUUUUCAUCAAAACAAACUGGUGAAGACACACUGGCGAGUGAGUGAAGGUUUCCGGUGAAAGAUAUUUUUAAAAACGAAACACAACAAAGCCACAACUGACCACAUACUGCAAAUAAAAAAGCUUUACAGACGAUCACAUAUAAGCCUAAGCUGCUUUUUUCUACCUUAGAUUUAGGAUGACACUGAUACUGAAUGUAAUAUCUGACAACCAACUAUAUCUACACACAAGAAUUAUUAUGAUUAUUAUCACACAGUUAUAGCAUGUUCAAGCACCUUCAGGUUGAAGUUUGCAGACAGGUUUCCACACCAGGCUUCAUCAGUGAGAAAUGUGUCAAAAUAAACUGGAAUUAAACUGCAACCCUGUAUAGUUUAGACGGGACAAUGUGCAAUAAGAUGUGUUGAUCAAACAUUAAUGCGUUGUCUGCAAAGUUGACACUAGAUUUAUUGGUGUUUUGAGUUCAUUAAUGAGAAUAAAGAUGGCUAAAAAUAAUCCAGAAUUACCUUUUAAGGUCUGGGAAUGGUGGCGGUCAUGGUUGAAAGGAACCCAUGUUGACCCAUCCAUCCACCCCGACCUCCUCCUUGUAGUUUUCUUUAUGUAUUUGACGCAAUGUGUUUUACUUAAGCUUAAUAUCCCACCCAAAAAAUAAUAGAUUAACCCUGGAAACAUGUUGGUGGAGUGCUUUUCUCCUUAUGAAAGUAACUCUGGUGAACUGGGUCAAAUGACAACGCAGUAACCAACCAGUCGACCUGGACAAUACAACUUUCCUACCCAGUAGAAUAAGAUAAAGGAAAAUAAGAUUUAAGAGCAUAAUAAACACCACAUAGGUCUCAUAAUGGGAAAUACAUCUUGAAAUAAUCCAGAAUUAUCUUUUAAAGUCUGGGAAUGGUGGCAGUCAUGGAUGAAAGAAACUAUGUUGACCCAUCCAUCCACCAUGACCACCUCUGAGUAGGUUUUUAUGUAUUUGGCACAUCACGCUUUACUUAAACUUCACAUCCCAUCCAAAAAAAUUAUAGAUCAGUCCUGGAAACAUAUUUAUGUAGUGUUUUUCUCCUACUGAAAUUAGCAGUGGAGAUUGUCCAUCCAAUGAGAAUUUGAUCAAAUGGCAACAUGGUAACCAAGCAGUCAACUUGGACACUACAACCUACCUGCCCAAUGAAAUAAGAUAAAGUAAAAUAAGAUUUAAGCAUAACAAGCACUUAAUAGGUUUUAUAAUGGUAAGUACAGCUUGAAAUAAUACAGAAUUAUCCUUUAAAGUCAGGGAAUGGUGGCAGUCAUGAUUUAAAGAAACCUAUCCUGACCCAUCUAUCUACCCCGACCUCAUCCUAGUAGUUUUUUUGUCUAUUUGGCUCAUUGUGUUUUACUUAAACUUAACAUCCGCCACCAAAAAAUAAUCGAUUAACCCUGGAAACAUAUUAAUGGAGUGCUUUUCUCCUCCUGAAAGCAGCACUGGAGAUUGUCCAUCCAAUGAGAAUUUGCUCAAAUGAGGACAGACUAACCAACCAAUCAACCUGGACACUACAACCUCCCCAUCCAAUGAAAUAAGAUAAAGUAAAAUAAGAUUUAAAACCAUAAUAAGCACCACAUAGGUCUUAUAAUGGGAAAUACAGCUUGAAAUAAUUCAGAAUUAUCUUUUAAAGUCAGGGAAUGGUGGCGGGCCUGGUUGAAAGAAACCUAUCCUGACCAUCCAUCCACCCCGACCUCCUCCGAGUUGUGUUUUUUCAGGAUUUGUAACCAAAAUGAUGGGUUAAUCGUGGGAACUCCUCGACCAAUGAGAAUUUAGUUGAAUGAGAACAUACUAUUCAAACAAUCCACCUGGACACUGCAGCUUUAACGACCAACUCCACCCACCUGGCGCUCCCAGACGGGUAAAACGAGCGCCACAACUCUGUUUUUAGCUCACGUUGAAGCCUGGUGUGGCGGCGACCGUCUGUAAAAACCAACGAGGUGAACCAAACCCUUAUUAUUAUGAUUAUUAUCUAUUUAUCUUAUUGUAUUCCAGCUAUUUACCUUCUGCUCCUGGAAGCCAUUGAAUUAUAAAGACAAACGAUCUUGCGAUGGCAGCACCACAUGUAGAUAAACCGAUGAUAUAUCCCUGUAGACGUCCAUUCAUUGUGCCUCUGAAGCAAGAAGCAUCACUCAGAAUGACUCCAUCAUUCUCUAUUUAGUGUUUCACUUCACGUCACCAAACACCAACCACACGAUUUAUGAAUGUGAGCUCCGUUUCUUUCUGUGGUGCAUCGUCUUGUUUAUUUAUUUAUUUAUUUUCAAACUAGCGCGGUUUCGCUUUUGUAAAAAAAUAGCAGUUUUGUAGCUUUCGUGGUGCUUUUGGCUCAUUGACCUGAUUUUAGCUGCACAGAAAUGUAAAGUUUGUGAGGUUUUCGCUUCUUUGUUUGUUCGUUUAGUGUUCAGACAUUUCUGUUCUCAGUCGGUUUGAUUCGAGUUUAUGUCUGAGUUCCUUUAAACACCAGUGUUUCUGUUGCCUUGCACAUCAAGUUCCACAUUUAUCACUUUGCUUCCAAAAUCAAAAUUUCAAGCUUAUACCACUUCCUUUCUAAAUUUACCGGCAUGUAUCGGUUUAAGAUUAUCACUGGAAACAACUACAGUAUAUAACAGCAUAUUCAUAGUAAAUGGCAAAUUACUGUUAAAACUUUAUCAUUUUGUAAAUUUAAACUGAAAAGAAAGGUCUUCCAAGACACUGAAGUUCACAAAAACAGAAGCAGUUAAAGAAUAAAUGGGAAUAUUUUCAGAUUUAUUACAGUAAAAACCGGUUGUUAUUAUUAUUAUUAUUAUUAUUAUUAUUAUUAUUAUUAUUAUUAUUAUUAUUAGAAGUUGUUCUUCUCAGGAACUCAAAAGAGGAAAAAAACAAAACCUCCGUUGAUGAAUCCAUCGACGGCUCAUUAAGCUUUAUUUUAACAAGUCAUUCUGUCUGUAAUUUAGCCAUAAAGUUUAUUUUUGUUAAUUUCAAGUGGAUUAUUUCACCUGAUUUUGAUCCAAAUUCACUCUUAUUACGGGAAUUUACUGAAACAAAUGAAAAUAAAUUCCUGAAAAACUGCAGUCAGACGCAAUAUUUAGAAUUUAAGACAACAUUCGGUGAUCAAAACUAGCAAAAGUUCUUACAAAGAAAAGUAUUUCUUAACUUAAUUCCAUGGGUUUUGUGACUUUUUUUUGUGUUUUGUAUGAACAUAAUGUUGUUUAUUGGUGAAGGUUUGUGGCCAAACGUUAUUCCAACAUAGAGCUGCAACUAAUGAUUAUUUUUAUAAUUAAUCGAUUAGUUGAUGGUGAAAAAUGUUGAUCAAUUCCUUGAUUUGUCCAAAGAUAUUCAGUUUAUUGUCACUAAGAAGGAAAGAAACUGGAAAAUACUCACAUUUAAGAAACUGCAAUCAUAGAAUUUUGACUUUUUUUUUAAAGUAAAAACCUUCUCCAACCGAUUAAUUAGUCAUUAAACUCAUGUUCAACUAAUCGAUUAAUCGUUGCAGCUCUAUUGCAGUGAUAUUUUAUUUCCCAAACUUUCUUCAGUGACGUCUUUUUCUGAAACCACUCCAACACAAACAGAUGGUAAACUGACUAAAUUCCAAUAUAUGUUCGAUGCAAAGAAGCUUUUUACUGGAAAACAAGGUUUUAGCUGCUUUUCACCAGUUUUAAGAAAGAAAAAUGGAAUUUGUUUGACUUUUUGGCUUUUUAAGAGUUUGGUUUGUUGGUAAAUUCACUAAAAAUCAACCUAAGAUUCACUUCUCAACUAUGUUUGUAGUUAAUCCAAAUUAUUCUGUAGAUCUAAAGAAAAAUAAGGAUGAAGUCUGAUUGUUAGUUGAGUAUCUUUGGUUCGGCGCUGGCAGUUUAUUGAUGGUUGUUCUCCUGAUGUUGCUGCCAGUAGCUUUAAAAACCCAACUUCAGACAGAACUUUUAAAAAGAACUCGAGGAAAUCAAGCAAAAAGUUUUAUGUUGCAUCCGGACAGCAAAAAUUUGAUUACAAUACUGUGAAAAUAUUAUGUAGCUUUAAGUUUAGAAUAUUUGGAACCAUUUUUCAGAGAUUUUAAAAUCUACAACCAGCUGAAAAACUUCAAAGCUUAAGAGAUUUUCAGUUCAGUUGAAGACUAUUCUGUGUUCUGAUGAAUAAAUCAAAACUUUAAAAAGCCGUUUAGUUGAUCCAAUUCCAACUUCGCAUGAUUUUUGAGCAACUCAGCCUCAACUUUUAGUCUUAUAUUUUAUUAUUUAGCGCCUUGAGGCUUGUUGAAGAGGUUUUAAUCAGCUCACUGGAGGAUUUAAUCAUUUACUUUCCCGAUAUUUUUGUCUUUGUCGUCUGAUUUUGCGGAAUCAGUUCCUUAUUAUGGACAUUUCCCAUGAAGGGUUGCAAAUCAAAACUCACCAUUAGUCCCACUGACCAGGUUAAAGAAUGGAAAAAGCUCAUGCGAUGAUGUUUUCUGAGCCAGUUUCAGUGAUUUUAAUGGACAUUUACAUUCAAUUUGAGUCAUUUCUUUCACAAAAUUUGAAAACUGUACCUGUACAGGUGUUUGUUUGUUUUUUUGGUCUUUUGUAGCACAAAAAUGGGUCUUAUUUGUUGGAAUUAACCCUUUAUCUGUUUAUUUGACAAUCAGUUUUUCUUUUCACGUUGUCUUUGGUGCAAUUUCCCAAAACAAAGUGACUGCUGUGUCCACAAACAGGUGAAAUAAUGGGUUUGAAUACUAUUUUGAAUGCUAUUAUGCCAUUUAGUAUUUCAGUGGGGUUGUUUGUUGGUCAUUUUUUAAUUGCGGUGUUACAUUCUCCAAUGAUUUGGUCGUUUUUCUGGUCUUGCACCAACCCAGUUCCUCAAUAUUUGCACUCAGUAAUUUGGCUUCAGCCCCCAAAAGUCUUUAAAUCUCCAGUUUUUCUGCAGUUUCUUUAAAAAAAAAAAAAAAAAAACAACUACAAACUGUGUUGCAUUCAGAGUUUUGACAGUUUUGUUGGACUCACCUCUAGAAUCAGUAUUUGUGACGCUUUAUAGGGACAAAAUUGGUUUAACUUGUGUAGCAGUCACUCACACAUUGUAAUCUUGCAGGAAUAUGAAGAAAUAUACGACCACAUGUCAGCUUCUAAACACUUCACGGCUUGAAUCCGAAUCUUUCUCGUCUCUUGAAGCCAUAAUCUGAAGCAUGUAUGUAUCUGAAACACCCACAGCUGUUCGUUUGUCAUUGAGUUUCUCUUCUUUGUGAUCGAUUCUGAAUGAAAAGGAGCACUUUAUGGCGUCCAUGUAGUCCAGAGGGCAGUAGUGCUUGCUGUGAUUUGUUCCGUUGGUUGUUCUCACUGUAACUGCAGACCAAGCAAUGCACUGACUGGCACAUUCUACAUAACCUGUAAUUUUACGGACAUUUUGAUUGCUACGAAUUAUUUGUGCCUUGGCCUUUUACAGUACCCUUAUUUUCAAUGUUUACUCUUUCAGUUUCGGUCACGCUUUUCUCGCUACGGCUGCCGAAAUGCUGCACGAAGCUGUCGGUGAUAUCUGUGUGGACGGCUGCCUUUAAUCUGCCAAACAGCUUCCAUCCUGAAGCAGGAAGCAGCGGCUGUCGGGAGGUAAAGUCUCUGUCUGCAGGACUUAAAAAGCACCAACAAAGCAAAAGGAGGCCCGCCGAAAUCUGCAAGCUCCGAAGAUUCUCCCUCUUUGCCUGAUGAGAAGUUUGCAUUAUUAAAACUCUUGCAGAUUUCAGUGCAUAUAAGCUUUUCCACUCUGAAUUCUCAUCUGGGUAAGCACAAUAUUUCCACAAGUGUUUGCACGUAGCCGAAAUUUAAAGUGAAAGAAAGAAAAACAAAGUAUCGACUGAAAGCACAAAACCUCACGAUUUAAAGACACAUACGACUUUUCUGUCUUCAUAGAAGCGCUCACUAUGUGCUGCAAAACACAAAAUGCUUCCAAGCUUUUAGUAUUUUUAGAAAAAGGGGGUGAAAGUUAAAGGGUUUACACAAGUUUUGCAGUUAAACUCCUACUCAUAGUGCCGUCAGCCCUCAAUCCAAAAUUCACAUUUUCAAGGACAGAUUGUGUUUAGAUUUAAUCAUCAAUUCUCAUUUAGAGCUCAUCUUUUUACAUAGAUACUUUACAUUUUGUAGCAUGACAAGCUUGGCAGGUCAUCAAAGUGAAGAUGACUAACAGGCCAUAUUUAGAAAAACCCACAACGUCCUUUACUCUCGUUCUGUGCCACAUAUGAAGUUCUGUCUCCACCGUUGGUUUUUAAUUGUUAGAAAAAAACCCCACUUGAUUUAGAUUAAAAACAGCCGCUGCUGCCAGAGUUUAGCACCACAACGUGUCGGGUUUGUCAGUAAAGAAGUUUAUGAUGUUCUACUUCAAUGGUGGAGGUAAAAACAGCAAAUAGUGACGAAUCAGUCCCUUCUAAUGUUGGUGUAAGUUUGUGCAUUUCUAGAGCUUUCCAUUUGACUCCCCUCAGUUUGUCAAGUUUUCAUCACAUACAAAAUAAAACCAAACAAAAAAACUGCAGCACAGUUUAGACAUAAUCAGAAAAUGUGGAGUAAAAUUCUGAAAACAGGCCAUUUUCCACUCCAGGAACUCAUAGGAACCUUUGUCCAUGUUUCAACUGCAAGAAUCACCCUGUAGAACCUCUUUUGUGGACCUGAAAAACCUGUUGAUGCCAAUCAGUUAAACUCUAAGAACAGAAAUGCUAGGACAAUGUUUUUGCCCUCCAGAUGUUCUCCUCUCCAGCUAAAAUUCACCAUUCAUGCACUAUGUUCUCUUUCCUACAUGCUAGAACUGGAGUUUCACCCAGUAAACACUAUUUCCUGUUGUUUUGGUGAACUCUGAGUUAAUGUUCUUGGAUCUGACAAACUGAAAGGAUCGACCACGGGGUUGUUUUACAUUCAUACCAUCUUCCACCUGCCCAAGUUCUGUCUGGAUGUACAGUAUUAUUACUUUAUCUAACCCCGUUCAUGUGUGCAGGUUAGCUCGGUUUUCUCGUUAGGGGUUGUUUUACGUCUAUACCGUCUUCCACCAGCCCAAGUUCCAGUAAAAGUCCUGUUUUUAUUGAUUCAUUUGGUUCAGUAGCAUCAACAAAAAAGAACUUUGACUUUAAAGUUUUUGCAGGGACAACUUUUAAACCCUAAAAUAAUAAUAUUUACUAUUUUCUACAUUCUACAACUAGACUUUCACCCAGUAAAUGCUAUUUCCUGAUGUUCUGGAUGCUCUUGAGUUGAUGUUCUUGGAUCUGACAACAUAGAGGAAACCAAAAGGCUUUAAAGGACGGACAAAGUGGUGGUUUUACGUCUCUACCAUCUUCCAUCUGCCUGAGUUCCUGAAAUCAAACACUUAGUAGAACUUGACUCACAAACCUGCAAAAUUACUCUUUUUAUCGGUUUAUUUGAUUCAGUAACAUCUAAAAGUCUGGACAUACAGUAUUGUUACUUUAUUUAACCCCGUUGAUGUGUGCAGGUUUGUCCAUCCAAGAAAGAUGCUACUGAGCAUGCUCAGUGUGGCCAAAAAUACAGAAAAUCUGGGAAACUUUUUCAAUCUACUGAGCACCUUUCAUCUCCCACAAUCUAAAGACGCCUUAGCUACCAUUUGGGAUUUUGAAUCACAACUUUUUACUUCUUUAACAGAAUCUAAAAGUUUCAGUUCGGUUUUCUCCUUACUGCCAGAAUCUACUUGAAAAGUGCCAAAGACCUGUCAGCCCUGUCCUGAUGCUGUGAUAGAAACUAAACCUGUAGACUGAAGGAGGGGAAAUAUUCACAAAACAAAACAAAAGACAACUAAAACCGAGUGUCUCUCCACAGAUAUCAUGUCCAGCUUCGUGCUCGUUGUCUGGCAGCAGCUUUUUUGGGUCAGAAACAGUUUUGUUGUUCUUAAGUUUCAUUUAAGGGAAAUUUGGACAACUUUACACUCGUGGCCUUCAGAGCUGUGCGUCAUUUUUCUCAUUCCAGUUUGAAAAAAUAAAACAAACUCGCCAUUUCUAUUCUGUAUUAGACCACUUUGAACAUUUGGUUUCGAUGAUAUAAUAUGCAAAUGUAUUCUUACUUGAUUUUUUUAUUUUUUGUCUUUUCAAUUGCACCAGUUAUUAAUAAAGUAUUGAACUGAAAAUG